Molecule: messenger RNA, 1033 nt
Organism: Fusarium graminearum PH-1
Lineage: Eukaryota; Fungi; Ascomycota; Sordariomycetes; Hypocreales; Nectriaceae
Exons: 1
Coding region: 267-593 (108 amino acids)
Source: RefSeq, a predicted model, not a curated record
AUAUCAGGUCCCAGAGUCAAUAUAAGCCCAUUUCGGCCCUUGGGGUACAGGGACAGGGAGAGAAUGCGGGGGGAAGUUGGUGUGGGGGAUUUCCUAUUCCAGACCGAUUCCUUUCAUCCGAGCCGAAGCACCAUCAGCCCGGAACAGACCCGACAAAGAUAUAAGUCUACUCAAAUAUCCGAAUGUCUCCAGACUUUAAACUCCAAUCUUAUCUGACAACUUAAUAAUUAUCUCACUUUUAUUACUCUGUACCAAACUUUGUCAACAUGAGCUCCUCCAUCCAGACUCUUUGCCGUGGCGUCCGCGCUGCUCCCCAAACUCUCCGUCUCGGUCUCACCCAGACCCGACGACUGAGCACCACAGAUCCUAGCCGCAGCGUUUCAAACGGCAGAGAUACAGCUGUCCACGACCCCAUCAUGGACAGAUUCUGGGGAUCAACCCGUGUCAACAUGUCCGAGUCUUCUCCCAUUGUUACCGAGACUCCCAGCAUGUCCACCUCGUCUAGCCGAGACCCUCCUCUGGGCACCAACGUUUUUGAGCCAUCAUCUGCACCUCGCUGGUCUGGUAUCAACAUCCCCUCAGGCCGUCAAUAAAUAUUGUGUGGCUGCUAUUCACUACCACCACCACCACCACCACCACCAAAUGCUUCGCCGCAAAUCUGACGGCUGAGCGAUACGAAGAUUUGGUUGGGGAUUUUAUCCCACCAAUAACGACAUGAAAUGAACAAACCACGCCUCAACAUUACAUACAUAUCACGCCACAGAGUUACCAAUCUCUACAUUGCGCAGCGCAUUUGAGAAACUUUCUUAUCAGAGUAUUACCAGGUACUGCCAGAGAUGGAAGUUGGAGUAGCGCACAGAUCCACCGUAUCGGGGUUUAAAAGUAGCACCGAGUUGCAAAGUCUUUUAGCCAUGAAUGAGAUGGAAAGACGAGACCCCUUUUUUGUAAAUAAGCAGGAGUUCUGGAUUGACAGUCAUUAAACAAAUAUUGUACAUAUUUAUUAUAUUUACAGAGAAUGACCAGAUUCGACGCG